This is a messenger RNA of Aspergillus wentii DTO 134E9, 1707 nucleotides long. Its product is annotated as MFS transporter. The transcript is spliced from 3 exons. The record is from RefSeq and is a predicted model, not a curated record. NCBI's taxonomy places the organism in Eukaryota, Fungi, Ascomycota, Eurotiomycetes, Eurotiales, Aspergillaceae. Gene Ontology annotation, molecular function: transmembrane transporter activity. Gene Ontology annotation, biological process: transmembrane transport. Bases 1 to 1707 code for a protein of 568 amino acids.
AUGGACCGGCCAGUGGAUGUUGAAAAAGCCCGCGAGACAGAGCAUCCGGAAUAUGAUCGAGAAUAUGCCAGCGACAUUGACGAUUCCGACUGUGCAUAUUCAUCGGAUACAGCAGACCAUCUCGAACCGCUAGAACUAUCCCGAAUCAACACAUAUCGAUUACAGCAGAAGACGACCGUUGGAUCGACAAAAGGUCCUGUACCACAGCAACAAUGGCUACCAAUGGGUGCUGGGAAGCAUUAUCCUCCACUGCUACCGGAUCCAGAGACAUACGUGGUGGAAUUCGAUGGGCCGGAUGAUCCCCUGCAUCCGUAUAACUGGUCUUUGUGUACAAGAAUUUUCCUCGUCUGCAUAUUAUGUUACGGCACGUUUGUAGGAUCCUUCGCCAGCGCCGUCUUCUCCGCCGCCAUCAGUCCAGUCAGCGCCGAAUUUAACGUCAGUUCAGAAGUUGCAUCGCUCGGAGUUACAUUAUACGUUUUGGGAUUCGCAGCAGGACCAACCGUCUGGGCUCCUGGCUCAGAGCUCAUCGGACGACGCUGGCCGUUGUCGAUUGGACUGCUGGGUUGUGGGAUCUUCAACAUCGCCUGUGCAGCUGGAAAGGAUAUACAGACUAUCAUGAUCUGCCGAUUCUUCGCUGGCUUCUUCUCUGCAAGUCCUGUGUCAGUUGUGCCGGCGGUAUUUGCCGAUCUAUUCAACAAUGCGCAGCGUGGUGUUGUCAUGUCAGUCUUUUGCAUGGCUGUCUUCAUUGGCCCCUUUGCAGCGCCCUUUGUUGGAGGCUUUAUUGUCAUGAGUGACCUGGGAUGGCGUUGGACCAUGUACAUCUCAGCCAUCAUGGUGUUUCUGGCAUUUAUUCUUAUCUUUGCAUUCCUGAAGGAAUCAUACGCUCCUGUCAUCCUGGUUGAAAAGGCAGCAGUUCUCCGAAGGCAAACGCGCAACUGGGGCAUCCACGCCAAACAAGAUGAAGUGGAAGUCGACAUCAUCGAGUUGGUGCGAAAUAACUUUACACGACCGAUCAAGAUGUUGAUCAGCGAGCCUAUUCUCCUGCUAGUAUCGCUGUACAUCUCAUUCAUUUACGGUCUCAUGUAUGCUCUGCUAGGGGCAUAUCCCGUCGUUUUCCAGGGUGUAUACGGAAUGAACAUUGGUGUUGGAGGAUUGACCUUCAUCGGUCUGAUCAUCGGAGAACUCGUCGGUGGUGUCCUCAUUCUCUUCCUGCAGGAUUCAUAUAAACGCAAACUUGCAGCGAAUAACGAUACACCCAUUCCUGAAUGGCGUCUUCCUCCUGCCAUUCUCGGUGGAAUUGCAUUCACCGUUGGCAUGUUCUGGUUUGGAUGGACUGGAUAUAAGUCGUCCAUUCACUGGAUGGUGCCAACAUCUGCUGGUGUGCUGAUUGGGUUUGGCAUUUUCUGUAUCUUUUUGCAGUGUUUCAACUACUUGGUUGACUGCUAUCCCACACUAGCUGCUUCAACUAUCGCGGCAAAUACCAUCCUCCGAUCAGCCAUUGGGUGUGCAUUCCCCCUCUUCUCGAAGCAAAUGAUGCAGAACCUCGGCGUGCAAUGGGCUGGCACCAUGCUGGGAUGCAUUGCCGCUGUGAUGAUUCCCAUUCCAGUUGGCUUUAUGCUGUGUGGACCAUGGCUGCGACGGAGGAGUAAAUUGGCCUGUUCGCCUAUCUAUCAGGAUGCGCAAGACGAGAAGAUUUUUGAUGUUUGA